CAUUCUAUAGAUUACUGUUAGAAAGAGUUGGAGCAAGAUUAUAUUCAAGAAACUAUGUUGAAACGGGUCUGGGUCAUAGGAGAAGAGAUCAGUCUCGAAAGUUGGGAGCAGUCAAGGAAAAAGACACAACAAUUUAUGCAAUGUCAAGUAUCUAACUCCAUCAAAAUUUUCCAAUAUCUGUAGUAACAUAAAACAAAAUAAAUGCUGGAAGUGCCAGUUCUUGGUUUCAUCUGCAGUAGAACUGUCCCUAAAUUAGAGAAUUCUGGGGGGAAAUACAUACUGUCAUAAGUAAAUAUUGAAAAAUUCAUUUUCAAAUGAAUCCCGAGAUUUAUCUCCUAAACAGGACAAAUAAGAUAACAAAAUGUGAUUUGAAAAAAAGGAAGGUAAUAUUACAUAUGGUAACGUCUGCCAUAAUACUGCUAGCCCUGAAUUGGAAAACUAGAAAAACUCCCUCAAUAGAAAACUAGUUGUUCAAAUAGGUGGAUAUGAUUGUAUAUGUGUAUAUGUUUAUAUACAUGUCAUAGUGUAAGUUUAUCUAUAGGUGUGUGAACUGUUAUUUUUAGCACGAUUUUGAAAUUAAUAAAAGAAAAUUGAAGGGGAAAAAAGAAAGAAGUUGGGGAGUUAGGAAGGAUGGGAAAUACCUCUGGAAUUACUAGAGGCAAUGAGCUGAAAGCUGCUAAGAGAACCCAAGGACCACACAAAAAGGUAGAUGACUGAGAAAGUGGAAAGUGAAAAUGAAACCAGGGGGGAAUUCGGGAGAAUCAAAGAGGUGAUGAAUGGAAACAUGUCCUACAAAAUAAAUAAGGGAAGGUGCUCCUUUCUCAGGGAGAUCCUUUCUCAAGUGCCUGAGAUCAUGUCACCCAAAACAAAUGAGAACGCAGGGCUCUUGUGCCUAAUGCUACUCCUACCUGCUCACAUCACUGCACUGGACUGCAACUUUCUGCAACUUGAACAGGAAAGAUUUAACUUGCAGAGCCUAAACCUACUGAAAGAGCAGAGCACAAAGGUUCCUCAAGAGUGCCUGGAGAAUAUGACCACCUUCACUUUUUCCACACAGAUCCUGAAAAUACACCAGCCAGAGCUUGCAGCAAAAGCAGUUCAUGAAAUGCUUCAGGGAUUCUUUGGCAUCUUCAGCAGUGAUCUCUUGAAAACUGACUGGGAACCCACAUUCAGACAAAGGUUUCUCAACAUGCUCUAUGCUCAAACUGAACGCAUCAAGCGCUGCCUCGCAGGAAAAAAGAGAAGGAGCCAAGAGGAGUGGAAAAUCAAGCUGAGGCUGAAGAAGUAUUUCCAGAGGAUGAGACAUUUUCUCAAAGAGAAGGGGAAAGACUCCUGCGCUUGGCAGAGUGUGAAGCUGGAAUUCCGGACUAGUUUCAUCUAUAUUGACAUACUGACAAAGAGAAUGAGGAUCUGAGGAGUCCCUUACUUUAGUUUAUGUAUGCAUAUUUAUUUAUUUAUUGAUAAAUGUUUUAAGUAUUUAUUAAAUUUGUAAUAUUUUAUACAAUAUAGUCCUCAAAGAAGAUUUCUAUAUGCAUGUUAUUUCCCUGGACUAUUUUGAAUGCAUGUUAUAUGUAUGUUAUUUACUGUACAUAGACUAUUUUGAAGCUCUGCAUGGCCGUGGAAUCCCUCCAGGUGACUCUGGGCAAGAAGUCACACUCUCUCAGCCUCAGAGGAAGGCAAAGGCAAACCCCCUCUGAGUCAGUCUUGCCAGCAAACCCCAUGAUAGAGUCACUAUAAGUAUGUAGAGACUUGAAGGCAUACAACAAUAAUUUUAAUAUUUACAAAUCCCAAAAAGAAGAAACCAAUACAACCUAAACAUCAGGACAGAAUCUGUUUUAUUCUACAUUAUUCUGUGACAGCCCACUAACUUCGUCUAUUUCAUCUGUUUAACCAUCUCCCAACUCUUCUCUGUCCAUGUUUUUGUAUUCUCUACUCCCAGUGUUUGAAUUUUCUCUUCAUGUUAGCAACAAUUCCAUAAUACCUCGGAGGCAAGGAGCUGAGAACUGCCUCAAAAACCUGAGGACCUCAUAAAAUUUACAUGACUGUGGCAGGAGAAACCAAAAAUGAAAACAGGGGAAAUUAGGAAGAAACAUAUCUGAUGGAAUAAACAGAAGGAAAUGGAAGACCUAGAAGCUUCAAACCUGGGUUAUAGAGCAAGCUGUAUGGCGCCCAGCAUGGACUGACCAGAUUAGUCUCAAAAUAACACCCAACGCAUAUGGAAAGAACUUAUUUACCUAGUGCUUCAGCUACUUGCUCAUCUUAAAGAGCUGAGCUGCAAAUUUCUGCAACUCAAACAACAAAGACUAUGCAGGGCCUGAAACGGCUGAAAGAAUAUGAGGUGCCUGGAGAACAUGGCUACAUUCAGUUUUCCAACAAGGUCCUAAAAAUACAUUAGCUAGACUAGUUUCCUACAAAAGGAGCUUCCUACUUUUUGGAUACUUUAGCAUCUUUAGCAGUGAUCUCUUGCCAACUUAUGGGGAGCUCACACUCAGGGAGAGGUCAGUUCCAGCUCUCUACAAUGCCAAGAGUUGUUGUAUGGGAGAAAAAGAUGGGCGAUCAUGUUCCUCCUUCCACACUCUUGUCACUCUACCAUGGCAGGUUCCUCAACCUCUUGUAAGCACAAAGUGAACUGACAGAGAGAUGCCUCGUAGGAAAUAAAACAAUACAAUGCUGGGAAGGAGGCAAGAGGAAUGGACCAACAAGCUGAGGCUGCAUAAGUAUUUUCACAGGUUCACAACUUUUCUGAAAGGGAAGGGACACAGCAUGUGCACCUGGGAAAGCAUGAGACUGAAACUCUAGUUUCACAUACAGCGACGUGAAUGAGCACCUGAACUUCACAAGGCCAGACUGUUCCAUCAAAUGUGAAAAUCACAGAACCAGGGAUUUGGAAGAAGUCACAAGAGCCAGGGACGUAACCAAGGGGGGGGGAUCUUGGGGUCCGGAUCCCCCCCUUCCAUUAGAAAAAUGAAUGGUGUGUGCUGCUGCGCCACCGCACCCAAGCCCCAUUAUAAU
Sceloporus undulatus (fence lizard) is the source of this 3012-nucleotide messenger RNA. Its product is annotated as interferon beta-like. NCBI's taxonomy places the organism in Eukaryota, Metazoa, Chordata, Lepidosauria, Squamata, Phrynosomatidae. Bases 710 to 1414 code for a protein of 234 amino acids. Gene Ontology annotation, molecular function: cytokine activity; type I interferon receptor binding. The record is from RefSeq and is a predicted model, not a curated record. Gene Ontology annotation, biological process: response to exogenous dsRNA; B cell proliferation; humoral immune response. The transcript has 2 exons. Gene Ontology annotation, cellular component: extracellular region.